Messenger RNA from Rotaria sp. Silwood2, 552 nucleotides. NCBI's taxonomy places the organism in Eukaryota, Metazoa, Rotifera, Eurotatoria, Philodinida, Philodinidae. The record is from the annotation of a GenBank genome assembly.
AUGGUUUGGGAAAAAGCUAAAGUUAGGAUUGUCGUUCAACCAAAAUAUACAUCUGAUUCAUUUGCUCUCGUCGUUCGAUAUGUUUCCAGAGAUUUAAUAGAAGAUCUUGUUGUUAAAGAAAUACAACGCACAAUUGCAUCGGCAGAUAGAAUCAAACGCAUUCAUUACGCGUACCAAAGAAAAACAGAUGAUUAUCAAUUCGAUGUAAAAGAUUAUAGCGAAUACAAUGCAGUACUGCAAUUGGGUCCUAUUGCAAUAGAUAAUUCAUGGUUAUCAAUUACUAAAUUUUAUCCUGGUAAUCGUUUAACUUAUUGUACGAAAUGUUGGUGCAUUGGUAAUUCAAAAAGCAAGUGCAAUUCAAUAAGUAAAUGUCGAGUCUGUCUUGAAAAUCUUAAUGUGAAUACUCCACAUAAAUGUCAAUAUGAACCAAAGUGUGCUCAAUGUGAUGGUAAACAUCACUCACUUGAUAGUCGAUGUCAAGUAAUACAAAACUAUAAACAUCGAUUAAAAAAAUAUGUUGAAGACACGAUCAAGAAAGGUAUAAUUCAUUGA